Messenger RNA from Ziziphus jujuba (common jujube), 1026 nucleotides. RefSeq names its product protein DCL homolog, chloroplastic. Lineage: Eukaryota; Viridiplantae; Streptophyta; Magnoliopsida; Rosales; Rhamnaceae. The record is from RefSeq and is a predicted model, not a curated record. The transcript is spliced from 3 exons. Gene Ontology annotation, biological process: chloroplast organization; chloroplast rRNA processing. Gene Ontology annotation, cellular component: chloroplast. The coding region runs from base 231 to 842 and encodes 203 amino acids.
UAUAUAUAGGUAUUUGAAAGGGGGAAAAACACCUGAAAAAACAAAGGCCGUAGAGUGGAGAUAAGUGGGACAUGAAUCCAGCAAGGGGUAUUGGCACUUAAAGCAAUUCCUUGGAGAGUCAAACGGGGCGGUCAACGGUCAUUGAAGUACAGAUGAGCCAAGGGUGAGAAGUAACCGCCAUGAAACCACGAUAGACUCUCUCGUCACUGCCGCCAAUAGAAGCCUUUCCAAUGGCCGCGCCUUCUAUGCUUCUCAGAGGCCUUCCGCUCCUCCGUCUAAGACUCCAUUUUCAGUUUCACCACCGCCGCUGCGCCGUUGGGUUCAUUACCGCUCCGUCUCGUAGGUCGUGGUGCACUGUCACGGCGGACUCCACUCGCCCCGAUGAGAAAUUAUCCUCUGCGGACGAUUCCACGGCAUUCCUCCGUGCGCAGCACUCGCCCAAGUUCCCUCGUUGGGACGAUCCUGACUAUCGCCGGUGGAAAGAUAAAGAGGAGGAAAUCCUCAGCGACAUCGAUCCUAUCCUUUCACUCGCCAAGGAUAUUCUCCAUUCCGACAGGUAUCUGGAUGGGGAACAGCUGACAGUUGAAGAUGAGAAAGUUGUGGUGGAAAGGCUGCUUGCCUACCAUCCCCAUUUUGAAGAUAAAAUUGGAUGCGGACUUGAUUCUAUUAUGGUUGAUCGGCAUCCGCAAUUUAGACAGUCAAGGUGCCUCUUUGUUAUCAGAACUGAUGGCGUAUGGAUAGACUUCUCUUAUCAGAAGUGUCUUCGUGCAUACAUCCGAGUUAAGUAUCCAUCCCAUGCAGAAAGGUUCAUUCGAGAACAUUUUAAACGUAGUGGUGGUUAAAUGUUCGUAAGUUGUGGUGCUCAUAUUAUAGGUUUAAUUUGCUUUUAUUUGGUCUUUGAGUAGAAAUUUUGCCCACUGUUAUCGUUCUCAGUCACCUAAAUAUAGCCAUCGUCAAUGGCCAUGUAAUCUUGACUGGCACUUAAAUGUUUCAAAAACAGAGUAAUUGAUUUUUUUUUAUUUCUUA